UCCACCACCCCCGGCAUCCCCCCCUAAAAAUAGAGGCAGCAGCAUACAAUUCCCCCACACCAUCACAAACAGAUGAUGAAGCUGCUGCUCUCCCAGCAUCUUCCCAAUCACCAGAUGGACCUAUGAGAGCCAGCACAAGCAACUGUUGGCUGUUGCUGGCUACCACCACCACCGAACUCUCAAGCCAACCUCCAUCACCAUUUGGCUUUGCCCUGUAAUUCCGAGAGCGCCAAACCAAGAUCAGCUUCCAACACCACCGAAGCAGCUGAUCCAUGGACCUGUCGGCGAACCCGGACAGCCCUCUGUCUGGAGGGGGCAACGGUGGCGGCUCCUCGAGCAGCAUCACCUCCUCGCUUUCCGUGGCCUCAGGGGGCACUCCGCACCCGCAGUCGCCGAGCAGGUACGAGGCGCAGAAGCGGCGCGACUGGAACACGUUCGGGCAGUACCUGCGGAACCACCGGCCGCCGCUGAGCCUGGCUCAGUGCAGCGGGGCGCACGUCCUGGAGUUCCUGCGCUACCUUGACCAGUUCGGCAAGACCAAGGUGCACGCCUCGGCCUGCCCCUUCUUCGGCCACCCUAGCCCGCCGGCACCCUGCCCGUGCCCGCUCCGUCAGGCCUGGGGCAGCCUGGACGCCCUCGUCGGCCGCCUCCGCGCCGCCUACGAGGAGAACGGCGGCAGCCCCGAGUCCAACCCCUUCGCGGCGCGCGCCGUCCGCCUCUACCUUCGCGAGGUCCGCGAGCACCAGGCCCGCGCCCGCGGCGUCAGCUACGAGAAGAAGAAGCGCAAGAAGCCGCAGCAGCUGGCCGGCGACAGCAGCAGCGGCAGCUUCCACGGCAACCAUCACCAGACCCCUCCCGGCCCGCCUCCCGCCGCCGGUUGCUGAGCUGAUAGACGCGACGACGACGAGCCGCCCCCAGCCGGUGGUCGAUCGAUCGAUCUCCUAUUUGGCCGGUAUGCCAGAUAUAUUUUAUGUGCGCUCGCGUAUGCAUGCAUGCGCACGCAUGGUUAUGGCUUUGCACUU
Triticum dicoccoides is the source of this 1022-nucleotide messenger RNA. RefSeq names its product protein G1-like4. Bases 273 to 884 code for a protein of 203 amino acids. Gene Ontology annotation, biological process: response to light stimulus; mRNA transcription. The record is from RefSeq and is a predicted model, not a curated record. Gene Ontology annotation, cellular component: nucleus. Lineage: Eukaryota; Viridiplantae; Streptophyta; Magnoliopsida; Poales; Poaceae. The transcript has 3 exons.